Molecule: messenger RNA, 6432 nt
Organism: [Torrubiella] hemipterigena
Lineage: Eukaryota; Fungi; Ascomycota; Sordariomycetes; Hypocreales; Clavicipitaceae
Source: the annotation of a GenBank genome assembly
CUCCCUAGACCAUCCAGCAAUGGGGCCAACGAGGUCACAGAAACUGGAUCGAAAAUUGGCACCCCCCCUGUCUGAAAAGGAGUUUCUCCUUUCUCGACCAUUUUCGUUGAACCUGGCCAGUUUCUGUUUCUCCUUCCUUCAUCUCGCCCUUUGACAGACACACACUCUCUGAUUCUUCUUUUUCUUUAAUAUUGUCUUUUGACGCGCCGAAUUACUUCUUCAGCACGCUGUACUUUCAUUAACACGACUUUUGCGUACAGUUCCUUCCCUAUUAUACUACGGUGUGCUGCACCAAAACAGUGACACGCCUCCCUUUUCGAUUUGGUUACUCGCUUGACCCCUCCUCGGUUUGUGACCUUGGCUCUACGCUGCGCUCACUUGCCCUAUUUUUUUUCCCCAAUUCCAUCCUCGAAAUCAUCUAAACGACCGUUUCCUUCCAUGACUUUGUUCGCCAACUAAAGACCAUCAUUAUGUCCGGAUAUCACGGUGGUGGCCAAGACCACUACGACGCCGGAUACGGCCAUGGCGGCCAGCAAGGCGGCCAUGGCGACGGCUAUUACCAAGACGAUCAAUACUAUGAUCAGCAUGGCGGCGGCGGCGGCCAUAGUGGUGAUGGGUACUAUGAUGAAUCUGGCUACUACAAUGCCGAUUCAAACAAUCCCUAUCACCAAGAAGGUGGUUACUACGACGGUCAGGACCAAUACCAGGAUGAGUAUUACAACAACGGUCAGGGCAACAAUGGCAACUACUAUGACGGUGAAUACAACCAGGGUUAUGGUCAUGGCGAAGAAGGCGAACACUUCAGCGACUUCACGAUGAGAUCUGACGGUGCUCGUGGUGGUGAUGACUACUACGGUGGCGGCGGCGGCGGCGAUGACUACUAUGGCGAUGACGGCAGGGGGUAUCGCCCUCCUUCAUCACAAAUGUCAUACGGCGGUAACCGAUCUUCUGGUGCCUCUAGCCCCAACUACGGCAUGGACUAUGCCAACACUGCCGCUGCUCAACGUUCCCGCGAACCGUACCCGGCGUGGACCUCGGAUGCCCAAAUCCCAAUUUCCAAGGAGGAGAUCGAAGACAUUUUUGUCGAUUUAACCAAUAAAAUCGGCUUUCAAAGAGAUAGCAUGCGCAACAUGUACGACCAUCUCAUGGUGCUGCUGGAUUCCCGCGCCUCACGCAUGACGCCUAAUCAGGCCCUCCUCUCCCUCCACGCUGAUUAUAUUGGCGGAGAUAACGCCAACUAUCGACGCUGGUACUUCGCAGCCCAUCUCGAUUUGGACGAUUCAGUCGGAUUUGCCAACGCUACAAUCAAGGGUCUCAAGAGAAAGAAGAAGGGCAAAAAGGCCCAGAAGAACCCUGAAAACGAAGCUGAAGCCUUACAAGAUUUGGAAGGCGAUGACAGCCUUGAAGCUGCUGAAUACCGCUGGAAAUCUAAGAUGAACAAGAUGUCUCAGCAUGAACGAGUACGCCAGAUUGCUCUCUAUCUGUUGUGCUGGGGUGAAGCCAACCAAGUAAGGUUCAUGCCCGAGCUUCUCUGCUUCAUCUUCAAAUGCGCCGACGACUACCUCCAAUCACCUGCAGGACAGGCUAUUGUGGAACCUGUUGAAGAGUGCACGUUCUUGAAUAAUGUGAUCACGCCGCUCUAUCAAUAUGUCCGAGAUCAAGGCUAUGAGAUCCUUGAUGGUGUCUAUGUUCGCCGUGAACGCGAUCACAAACACAUUAUUGGUUACGAUGAUUGUAACCAGCUUUUUUGGUACCCCGAAGGCAUCGACCGCAUUGUACUUCAAGACAAGAGCAAGUUGGUGGACUUGCCACCUGGCGAGAGAUAUCUUAAGCUGAAAGAAGUGAACUGGAAGAAGAGUUUCUUCAAAACAUACAAGGAAUCGCGGUCCUGGUUCCAUCUUCUCACCAACUUCAACCGCAUUUGGAUUAUUCACUUGACCAUGUUCUGGUUUUACACCGCUCACAAUGCCAACACCUUUCUCAUCGUCGACUAUGAGAGAGAACGAAACCCUCAAAUGUCACCUCCAGCAUCAAAACAGUUUUCUGCUGUUGGAUUCGGUGGUGCAGUUGCCGCAUUGAUUCAAGUAUUAGCCACGCUAGCAGAAUGGGCGUUUGUACCUCGCCGAUGGGCAGGCGCCCAACAUCUUACCAAACGCCUCCUCUUCUUGCUUGUCGUUCUUGUUAUCAACAUUGCCCCUGGUGUUAAGGUUUUUAUGCUCCCCGGUCCUCGCAGCGACCCGAAAGACAAGAACUCGGAAAAUGAAAUUGACAAAAUCAUUGGUGUUGUUCAUUUCCUCAUUGCUAUCUUCACCUUCUUGUUUUUUGCCAUCAUGCCGCUUGGUGGUCUUUUCGGCAGCUAUCUGACAAACAAGUCCCGACGCUAUGUCGCCAGUCAAACCUUCACAGCUAGCUGGCCUCGCCUUGCUGGCAACGACAUGGCAAUGUCCUUUGGCUUGUGGCUGACUGUUUUUGGUGCUAAAUUUGGUGAAUCCUACGUGUAUCUCACCCUGUCUUUUAAAGAUCCUCUCAAGGUUCUCUCUGACAUGAAAAUCGACUGCGUCGGAGACGCCAUCUUGAAAGAUAUGCUCUGCAAACGACAACAUCAGGUGCUCAUCGUUUUGAUGACGUUUACAGAUUUGAUCUUCUUCUUCUUGGACACGUAUCUUUUCUACGUCUUGCUGAACACCAUCUUUUCCAUUGCGCGCUCUUUCUAUAUUGGUUCUUCUAUUUGGACUCCAUGGCGCAACAUUUUCUCUCGCUUGCCGAAACGAAUCUAUUCCAAAAUCCUGGCAACGUCAGACAUGGAAAUUAAAUACAAGCCAAAGGUGCUAAUCUCGCAAGUCUGGAAUGCUAUUGUCAUAUCCAUGUACAGAGAGCACCUCUUGGCCAUUGAUCACGUCCAGAAGCUUCUCUAUCAUCAAGUACCGUCAGAACAAGAAGGCAAGAGAACCCUCCGAGCACCAACCUUCUUUGUCUCUCAAGAAGAUCAUUCAUUCAAAACCGAGUUUUUCCCCAGCAAUAGUGAAGCUGAGCGCCGCAUUUCCUUCUUUGCCCAAUCUCUAUCGACACCAAUCCCGGAACCCGUCCCUGUGGAUAACAUGCCCACCUUUACCGUCAUGAUCCCUCACUACAGCGAAAAGAUUCUUCUCUCUCUCCGCGAGAUUAUUCGCGAAGACGAACCGUACUCUCGUGUUACUCUACUGGAGUAUCUGAAACAAUUGCACCCCCACGAGUGGGACUGCUUUGUUAAAGAUACGAAGAUUCUGGCCGAUGAAACCGCUCAAAUGAAUGGUGAUCCAGAGAAGGAUGAGAAGGACACAGCAAAGAACAAGAUUGACGAUCUCCCAUUUUACUGUAUUGGUUUCAAAUCUUCUGCGCCUGAGUAUACGCUCCGAACUCGUAUUUGGGCGUCUCUCCGUUCCCAAACUCUUUAUCGCACUAUUUCCGGUUUCAUGAACUACAGUCGUGCUAUCAAACUCCUCUAUCGUGUUGAGAACCCAGAGGUUGUGCAAAUGUUUGGAGGCAAUUCCGAAAAGCUCGAACGCGAACUCGAGCGCAUGGCACGCCGUAAAUUCAAACUUGUUGUGUCUAUGCAGAGAUUUUCUAAAUUCAAGAAAGAAGAAAUGGAAAACGCCGAAUUCCUUCUCCGCGCCUACCCAGACCUCCAGAUUGCCUACCUCGACGAAGAGCCGCCAGCUGCAGAAGGUGAAGAGCCUCGUCUCUACUCCGCGUUGAUUGACGGUCAUUCUGAAGUCAUGGAAAAUGGCAUGAGACGCCCCAAGUUCCGUGUUCAACUCUCUGGCAAUCCUAUUCUGGGUGACGGUAAAUCAGACAACCAAAAUCACUCUGUUAUCUUCUACCGUGGCGAAUAUAUUCAACUUAUUGAUGCCAACCAAGACAACUACCUGGAGGAGUGUCUCAAGAUUCGCAGUGUUUUAGCUGAAUUUGAGGAAAUGAAGCUGGAGAACACAUCGCCCUACACCCCUGGAGUUAAGAACAACGUUACAACCCCCGUUGCUAUUCUCGGUGCCCGUGAAUACAUUUUCUCUGAGAAUAUUGGUAUUCUCGGUGAUGUUGCCGCAGGAAAAGAACAAACAUUCGGUACCCUUUUUGCUCGUACAAUGGCACAAAUUGGCGGUAAGCUCCAUUACGGUCAUCCUGAUUUUCUCAACGGUAUUUUCAUGACUACUCGUGGUGGUGUUUCUAAGGCGCAAAAGGGCUUGCACUUGAACGAAGAUAUUUUUGCUGGUAUGACUGCCAUGCUUCGUGGAGGCCGUAUCAAGCACUGCGAGUACUAUCAGUGUGGUAAAGGUCGUGAUUUGGGCUUUGGUUCUAUUCUCAAUUUCACUACAAAGAUUGGUACUGGUAUGGGCGAACAAUUGCUAUCGCGCGAGUACUACUAUCUUGGUACACAGCUUCCCCUGGACAGAUUCCUUUCGUUCUACUACGCACACGCUGGUUUCCACUUGAACAACAUGUUCAUUAUGCUCUCUGUUCAGUCAUUUAUGAUCUGUCUGCUCAACAUUGGCGCCUUAAAGCACGAGACUAUCGUUUGCGACUACAACCCUGAUAAGCCGUUUUACGAUCCAUGGUACCCAACUGGCUGUACUAACACGGUGGAACUUAUGGGCUGGGUGCAGCGUUGUGUUUUGUCCAUUUUCUUUGUCUUCUUCCUCUCAUUCGUUCCGCUUAUCGUACAAGAACUCACAGAACGUGGUGUUUGGCGUGCUACCGUUCGAUUCUUGAAGCAAUUCUUCUCGCUCUCACCAUUCUUUGAAGUCUUUGUCUGCCAAAUCUACGCUAACGCCGUCCAGCAAAACUUGGCUUUUGGUGGCGCUCGUUACAUUGGUACUGGUCGUGGUUUUGCUACAGCUCGCAUUCCGUUCGGCAUUUUGUAUUCGCGAUUCGCCGAUUCAUCCAUCUACUUCGGAGCGCGACUGCUCAUGAUGCUUCUGUUUGCUACCGUCACAGCCUGGAAGCCAGCUCUGGCCUACUUUUGGAUUUCAUUGUUCGGUCUCACCAUUUCCCCUUUCUUGUACAACCCCCACCAGUUUGCAUGGAACGACUUCUUUAUCGACUACCGUGACUUCCUCCGUUGGCUGUCUCGUGGCAACUCUCGCACGCACUCGUCAUCAUGGAUUAGCUUCUGCCGACUGUCACGAACUCGCAUCACUGGUUACAAACGCAAAGCUGUCGGUGAACCAUCUGCCAAAGGUGGUGCCGAUGUUCCCCGUGCUGCUAUUACAAACAUCUUCUUCACUGAGAUCCUGACACCUUUCCUACUUGCCGUCGCCACUGUGGUGCCUUACCUGUACAUCAAUGCCCAAACAGGUGUUAAAAAUGACAAGGCCAACGCGGAUAAGAAAAUCACUGCUACAAACUCGCUCAUUCGUGUUGGUGCUGUUGCCUUCGCGCCGAUUGCUAUCAAUGCUGGUGUCCUCAUGAUGAUGUUUGCUAUGGCAUGUUUCAUGGGUCCGGUUCUUACUAUGUGCUGUAAGAAGUUUGGCCCUGUUCUUGCGGCCAUUGCCCAUGGUGUUGCGGUAGUCAUGAUGCUCGUCUUCUUUGAGGUCAUGUACGUUCUUGAGUCCUUCAAUUUCGCGAGAACAAUGGCCGGCAUGAUUGCUGUUGUCUGUUUGCAACGCUUCAUCUUCAAACUGAUUGUCUCAUUGGCACUCACAAGAGAGAUGAAAACAGACCAGUCUAACAUUGCCUUCUGGAAUGGUAGAUGGUACUCGAUGGGUUGGCACUCGGUCUCGCAACCCGCUCGUGAAUUUUUGUGUAAAAUCACUGAGCUCAGCAUGUUUGCUGCGGAUUUUAUCUUGGGUCACUGGCUGCUAUUCAUGAUGGCACCUGUCAUUCUUAUCCCCAAGGUCGACACACUUCACUCAAUGAUGCUCUUCUGGCUCCUACCCAGUCGUCAGAUUCGCCCCCCAAUCUAUUCGAUGAAGCAGUCCAAGCUUCGACGUCGUCGUGUCAUUCGUUUCGCCAUUGUCUACUUCCUUCUACUCGUUGUUUUUGUUGCCAUGAUUGUUGGACCGGUCUUUGCUGGCAAGGUCUUUGGCGAGAAAAACCCGUUGUCAAGUGUCAGCUUCCUUGGACCCGGUGGCUUGGCUCUUAUUCAGCCCAAUUUCCCCAAUAACAACACCAAUGGCACGAUGGCUACAGGCACUGGCAUUAACGGUGGUGGUAGCUCUCCUGCUGAAACCAGCAGCGGAUCCUCGGGCAGCAGCGGAGGGUCUAGCGGCGGUGGUGGAAGUGACUUCUAAGUCACAAACUGAAAACCUCAUCCCGACCGUUGCUUAAUUUGUUUGUUAUAGAAUUUAAGUUUAGACUUGUUUUUCCCACUCGAAAAACUUCCUUGAAGUAAUGCAAAAUUUGUUUUUUAAUAUAUGGUCUUUUUUUCUUUCUCGCACAAAAGAAGCCACGGCCCGC